AUGGCGCAGGACACGGCCAGCGCCAUUCUCAAGGACGAGGAGGCCCUGGGCCUUCGCGAGGAGAAGAAGACUCAGGACUUCUCCGCGGAGGCCGACGCGCUCAUCCAGCGCAUGGAGCGCGCCCGCGAGGCGAGCAGGCAGGCGUGGGUGGGUGGGUGGGUGGGUGCAUGCAAGGGGUAUGCAUGCAAGGGGUGGGUAUGGGAGGUGUACGCAGGCAAGGGGGGUGACCAGUGGUCAGGGGAGUGGACUUUGCUGCAGAUUUUCGUCGAAGUCGAACGCGCGCGGCUCAUUUUGUUGGCAGCGCUGAUGAAGGAAGAGGCCGGAGACGUCGAAGGCGCGGCGCUCAUGCUGCAGGACGUGCAGGUGGAGACUUUCGGGGCAAUGGACCGCGAAGAAAAGACGAAGUAUAUUCUGAAGCAGAUGAUGCUGCUGCUGCGGAAGUCGGACUUCAUCCGGUGCCAGAUCGUCAGCAAGAAGCUGAGUCCGAAGUUGCUGGAAGCAGCAGAUUUGCAAGUUUUAAAAGUCAAAUAUUAUGAACUCAUGACCGUUUAUUAUUUGCACGAAGACGCACUUCUUGAUGUUGCAAAAUGUUUUGGCCACAUUUACAACACGCAGAUCAUCCGCGACGACCCCGCGCGCAUGAACGAGUGCCUCGAGUUCUUCAGCAUCUUCAUGGUCCUCGCGCCCUUCGACUCCGAAGCCCAAGAGCUCAUUUCAAAAACCCUAAAAGAAGAAAUCAAGAAGCUGCAGCAGCUGCCCACUUUCGAGCAGCUGCUGAGGGACUUGUCGGGAGAAGAACUUCUCUCUUGGCCUUUGCCUUAUGAUGAAAAUUUGCAUAUGCAUGCAGCUUUUGGCGAAGACAAGUUCCCCGGAGGAGAGAAGAGGUGGACGCUGCUGCGGAAACGCGUAAUCCAGCAUAACCUCCGAGUCUUGUGCGCAAACUACAGUGUCAUUCAUUUGCAGCGCGUGGCUUCGCUGCUGGGGAUUCCCGAAGAGGAGGCAGAGUCAGAGCUCUCGGAGCUGGCCAGCGCGGGAGUUCUGGAUGCAAAGAUAGAUCGGCCGGCAAGAACUGUGGCAUUUGGAAAGCCCAAAACGGAUUUAGUAGUUUUAGAAGAAUGGUCUUCUUCGUUGUCGAAGCUGCUGGACAAGGUGGACCUCUGCUGCCACAUGAUCCAGAAAGAACGCAUGGUGCAUGCAGCGCGUGCAAAGGCAGCAGCAGCAAACGCCAGAAUGGCUUCUUGA
This is a messenger RNA of Eimeria tenella, 1242 nucleotides long. RefSeq names its product 26S proteasome non-ATPase regulatory subunit, putative. Gene Ontology annotation, cellular component: nuclear proteasome complex; cytoplasm; proteasome regulatory particle, lid subcomplex. Lineage: Eukaryota; Apicomplexa; Conoidasida; Eucoccidiorida; Eimeriidae. The coding region runs from base 1 to 1242 and encodes 413 amino acids. The record is from RefSeq and is a predicted model, not a curated record. The transcript has 11 exons.